Molecule: messenger RNA, 2052 nt
Organism: Olea europaea var. sylvestris
Lineage: Eukaryota; Viridiplantae; Streptophyta; Magnoliopsida; Lamiales; Oleaceae
Product: sporulation-specific protein 15-like
Exons: 3
Coding region: 309-1913 (534 amino acids)
Source: RefSeq, a predicted model, not a curated record
AUCAAAAUCCGUUGUACUUUGCCCGACCACUGGACGAUUUUUACAAGAUUUUAUCUGUAAAAAAUUAUAGAUUCUUCAUUGCAGACGAAAUUUUGAGUCCUUGUUUACACCAAUAAUCUUGCAAUGAGUUUCAUAAAAAAAUCCAUAAAUAAUUCUGUCGGAUCUUCAAUCGAAUCAAUCCGCCUCUUCGCACCGCCAGAUUUUUCUUUGCUGCCUCCGCCUAAUAUAUAGUUUGCUUCCGUUCAUUUCAUGAUUUGCAUAGUUAAACUCAAAUUUGAUUGAAAUUUUGGAUUUUUUGAGGACAAAGUAUGAGGAAGAUUGAUGAAACACCAGUUGAUUCAGUUCAAACUGCACUUUCCUUCUUUCGAGAGGGAAGUAGCACUGAGGGGAUAGAUAAAGACAUCGAAAUCAAAGUCCUAUUGAAACAACUUGAUGAAAAGGAGUCCUCCUGCAAGCAAGCGUUUCUUAAGGUAGAUCACUAUCAGAAAAUAUCAGAAGAACUUUCAACCCUGCUGAAGAACUCUGAUUUUAAGAAAGAAUAUUACAUAAAUGAAUGCCAAGAAAUAAAUAUUCGUGUAAAUGAACUUGAAUGCAAAAUUAAGGUGAUGACCAAUCAAUUAUCAGAAUAUGAGAUGACAAAAAAGCAGCUUUCCGAUAUUGCUGGCGAGUUAAUGUCAGCCCAAUCACAAAUUCUUAGCAAGGAAGCUGAAAUUGCUGAGUUGAAACGCUCAAAAGUUGAGUCCACUAUACAAAUCGAGGCUAUGGAAAGCGUUUUAAGCCAAGAAAAGCUGAAAAUGGAAGAGGUUUUAAUGCACAUGUCAGAACUAAAUGAAAAUAUUAUGCAUUUGAAGCUGAAAGCUUUUAGAGUAGAGAAGGAAAAAGCCGAGACAUUGUCUGAGAAAGAGGCUGAGUUAGAGAUAGAAGCAAAAAAAGUAGCUGAAGCACUGAAGCGAUUAGAAAUUAUGCAUGAUUUGGAGAAUCAGCUUCGGGAGAAGUCAGCAUUUAUAGAUUCACUGCAAUUGGAACUUAAGCAGGCAAAUGAGCUUCACAUUUGUUCUGAGAAAGUUGCUUCUGAAGCAACUUCCCAGUUAGCCCAGCUGAAAGCAGAUAUGGAACUGCAUUGGAGAAAGAACUUGGAUCAUGCUGCUUGUAUCAGUUUGCUUGAGACAGAACUUGAAAAAUUAAAGAUGGAACUCAGAAAAUCAGAAGAAGAGGUUUUCCACCUGAACAAAAAUGUUGAGAACAUGAAAUCAGAGUUCAGGAAGAUUAGAGCUGAAGCGGUUGAGAGUCAAGAAAAAGAGAAUGAGGCACAAGUUGAGAUUGCGUUACUGAAAUCUGAACUUCAGAAUGAGAGGUCGAAGCUUGCUGCAACUGAGGUUUCUGAAGCAAGAUCGAAGAGUGAAAUAUCAGCACUGCAUAACACACUUCAGCAGCUUGCAUUAGAACUCGAAGACACCAAGAAAGGGAAUCAAGAGUUAAAGAAAGCUAAAAGAUUGGCAGAUGAAAUUAAAAGAAAUAACAGUUCGGACCCCUCUGAAGAAAACCAUACUAAGUCCAUGGAACUUUCCAAAGCUGGCGAGGAGCAGAAAAUUGAGAAGAAUUCAUCCCUUCAUGAAUACGUGGAGGAAUCUGAGGGCUUGAAGAAAGAGUUAGAUGUUGCACUUUCAAAAAUUGGGGAGUUCAGGAUUCGAGCAGAACAGGCCAUUAGCAGAGCUGAGGCAGCCGAGAAGGCAAAAGCAGCACUUGAGGAAGAGAUAAAGAGGGGGAAGGAUCAUAAGGAAAGGAGAAAGGCUGCCAUAUCUGCAGUACAUGAAGAGUUAAGUUCUGGAGAUAUUAGUACCACUAAUGGUUUCAAACAUGAUGCUAUUAAAAACGACAGGUCUCUUGGUAAGGUUCUUAACAUUAAAUUUUAGUUUCAAAGAUCGUUUGAAUGGAUCUUUCGGUUGGGAAGAAAGUCUUCCAUUGUGUUCUAUUAAUUCUUAUGAACAUUGUUAAACCUUGAAUCAUAAAUAUGCUGCAGCUCUAUAAUCAUCUUUGGAUUCUUAUAGCUCA